This is a messenger RNA of Clupea harengus (Atlantic herring), 1495 nucleotides long. RefSeq names its product biorientation of chromosomes in cell division 1 (gene bod1). The record is from RefSeq and is a predicted model, not a curated record. NCBI's taxonomy places the organism in Eukaryota, Metazoa, Chordata, Actinopteri, Clupeiformes, Clupeidae.
CCACCUCUUCUUUGACCGUGCGCAUUUCAGUGCAUUGUGCUGGGGCGACUCACAUUGACAACACCAGAGGUGUAUCUUACUGGAGGCUAAAUAUGGCAGAGAGUACCAGUAGCAGUGCGGCCAAUCUUCCGCCCGGAGACCCACAGCUUAUAAACAUGAUUGUUGAGCAUCUGAAAAACCGAGGCCUCUUCGAUGAGUUCAGACGAGACUGUAUUGGUGAUGUUGAUACAAAACCAGCCUAUCAGAAUUUACGCCAGAAAGUGGACAACUUUGUGUCCAAUCAUCUGAGCACUCAGGAUUGGAACCCUUCAAUCAACAAAAACCAAGUGCGAAAUGGUUUAAGGCAGACAGUUGUGCAAUCAGGCAUGCUGGAAUCUGGGGUGGACAGGAUUAUCACACAGGUAGUGGAUCCUAAACUGAACCACAUCUUCCGGCCACAUAUAGAGGACGCCAUUCACGACUUCUUAUCCAUGGAGAAGAAAGAAGAGGGUGGCCCUAACACUGCAACAUCAGAGGCUGAGCCACAGGAUGUCAGCAACGCAGCCCCUAAAACCCCAUGAGGACUGACUCCCUCCUGGAAGCGACUCGUUUGUGUACCUGAGUAUGCUAACUGACAGUAUGAAUUGGCUGCCAGCAUAGUUUGCCUCAGUGUUGAAAGUUUUGCAGUACGUCAGUUGAGGUGAUAAUUUGCAGCAGUUAACUGGAACGGGAGAAGCAGCUAUGUUCUAUUCAGAAUCUCAGGAUAUGGAGUAUUCUGUCAGAAUUACAUAACAUACUUGAAAUUCUUCUGGGUUGUGUUUGUUUGAUGUGUGAGAACUCAGUGAGUGUACAUCACUUUUCCUUGCUAUGCAGCAAUAAACUACUGUUAUGAGCUUUUAACACACCACCUGAAUUGUUUUGGUCAUGUCGCUGAAUGGUCUGAACAUAGCUCACAAGACCACCUACUAAGACCAGACCAUUUCAGGCUUAAUGUCAUAGAACUCUACUCUAUUUGACAGGGACAGUCAUCAAAGACAUGGCUGGAACCCUUCCCCCAGUGUAUGAAGGACAAUAUUCAGCAAUGGAGGUUGUGAUGGUGUCUGUCUGUCUGUCCAGACAGAGUGUGUAUGAAUUAAAAUCACAAGGGUACAUUAUUUUACGUUGGCUAAACAAGAAAAUAAACAUACGCACAAAUGUCAACUGAGGACUGUAUAUGUGUGUGAGUUUGAGCAUGUGCACAUCAGCUCUUAGAGAGAAGAAUAUUGAUUUUUUUUUUCUGUCUCUGUAUACUCAAUGAAAAAAGAAACCUUUUUGUGUUCCACUCUCGAAUUUAGUCAUUUGUCUGAACUGUUUUAUUACCAUGAGGAUAUUUUUUUUUGUCUUUUAUGCUUCCCCCCAGUAUGACCCAGCCAAUUUAGGGUUCCUUUUGGACUAAUAAACUGCACUUGAGCAUCUUCUGUCAUCCACACGUUGUAAAAUGGAGAACCACCCUGCAUAUAAAUUUCAAUUUAUUACA